GGACAGCAGAGGGAAUCAAUGAUUCUUAUUCAACCGAUUUGAAGCUAGCAACAUGGCGAUUACACACCGGACGUGACCACCCUGGCCAUCUGAGUAUUCACUUGCUUGCAUCCUGCCAGAUGUUCAGGUCAAGUUAUACCGUGCUGAUGGCUGCACCCUUAGGGUGCACGCUCACCAUUUGAAGAUGUACCUCAAGAGCGAUGUGGAUCCGCUCUUGGAGGCACUUGUUCCUAAGCCGCUCUGAGCAUCCACUAUCUGCGUUCAGCUAAAAGAUAGUAAAGAAGCGCUUGUGGGGAGGCAACCGCACCACAGUUUGCAUUUUCUAUUCCUUCUUUUUGAUUUUUGGAUUGUUGAGUCAAUUUGUGUGUUUGUCGAGCUCCCAUUGGGUUGACCACACUUCCUAACGAUUUUGUGUUAGAGUGGCUAUUUUGAAACACCCUAACCCAUCCGGGGACUACUUUUACUAAAAUGCCCUUGAUAAAUAAAAUACACAAAUCUUAAAUUGCAGAGGGAAAAAUUUUCACAAAUAAAAUACUGAAAACAAGCACUUGUAGUUCAAAGCAAAGCCCUAACAUGUGGGCAAAUUGAACUCAAACUUUAACAUCUCAAUCUGAUCUCCAGUCUAUACUCAUAAUCAUAAAUUGCAAAUAACUAGGUAGUCUCUGUCGUUGCCGCUACUGAAAAUCUUAACUAGGCAUCCUCCGUGACGCUUACACUGCCCUUCUCUAGCUGGCUGCCCUUGAAGUUGCUGCCCACUAACUACGCCUCUAGCUCCUUCUCUAGCUCGUCAAACUGGUGAGUGAAAUGGGGUCAGUCUACGCCCUUACGUUUUAAUAAUUCUCAUACUUGAGUAUUUUACUUAAACAUAUAACUUUAACUAGUGGAAGUUGUUUGUACUUCCAAUCUUAAAAUCUUAACUCUUAAACUUUGAGAGAGUUGAAGUUACUCUCCUCUCUUAAAACUCAAAUCUUGACUUAAAUACUUGACUGACACGGGGAUCCCUCACUAGCUAGUCCGGUUGCCAACUCAUACGUAUGAGAAGCCAUCCAGGAUUUCCUUAAACUUAAACUUAGUUAGGGAAGUCGUAACGAUUCAUCCCCCUAACAUCUUAAGCUUAUCGUGGUGGCUCUUCACCCCGAUUCUCAAGAGCAUAACUGCUGCUCAUCUUAAAAGUAUCAAGAGCAUAAUUGUUGCUCUGUCUCAAAGAUCUCAAGACCAUAACUGCUGCUCUAUCUGAAAAUCUCAAAUGGCAACAGACUGGCGCUAGUGACUAAAAACACUUAAAACGACUUCACCGUCUUUAAGGUGGGUUACUUCUUUAAAAGAACUAGUUUCUUACUCUUUAAUAAUAACUUAUACUCGUAAAAAUUUCAAAAUAACUAAAAACAUUCACUUCAAACAUAGCUCAAACAAAAUCACCUCCAAUAGCACAAAAUCAUCUCAAACCAUAACUCAAUCAAAGCACAAAUAAUCAAUCAUACACAUAACCAAGCAACAAUAACCAAUUCGCUAAAAUACUUAAAAUCAUAAUACUUAAAAGAAUACGUAAGGCGUAGAAUUUACCCCCUUUACACUCACCUUACUCCCGUCGGAACUGGCUAUGAUUUUGUUCCAAAGUUUCCAUACUCGCUUCCAAAUAUUACACUCGUACUUGGUUGGACCAGCUUCCAAAUAUUAUAAUUGUGGUAGCUGCAUCACUAGCCGCCACUUUCUAUCAGCAAGUGUCGUCUCCCAUAAAAUGAUGACGCCAUCCGAAUCUCAUGAUAGAAGAUAAUGGCUCUCCAACUUUUUUGCUCUGAAUGCAAACUUGGCGCCAGGAAUCCAGUGAGUGCAAUUGACAGGUGCCUUAUGGCCGGGAAGAGUGGUCAAUAUCUGAGUAGUCUUGGAGCAGAAAAUGGCAACGGCAUCCUGAGAACCGAAGGAAAUGAGAUCACAGGCGCCCCACGAGACGUUAUUCACAAUUCAAUUGCAUCCUGCGGCGAUGACCACGCUCUUGACUAUGACCUCUUCACUCUCCGUCAUUACUGAAUCAGUUGUCGUGGUCUAAAGCAAGAAGCGACAAAAAGAAAAGAGAAGAAAGAGUUGGAAGUUUUCUGCUGGUAUUCGAAGAGCAAGUAAAGCUCAGAAAGCGGAGAACCAGAAACUGGAACAGUAGAGAAGAGAGAGCGGCCGCUUUUGCCAAGAUGCUUCUCGGUGGAAAAAUAAAGGCUGCCAAUUGCUAUUCGGGCGAGGCAGAGUAAAAGUCUUAGGGUUUAAUUAAUUUGAGGAUAUUAUGGGAAUCUCACAAUUACGUGUGAGUUUAAUCCAAAACUCAGUUAACGUCCAUAACUUACUCAUGUUAUGUCAAAACUCCACCUCGUUUGGACCGAGAGUUCACAUUUUUAGUCCCCAUCGAUUUUACGGUGGAAUUAGACAAAUUUCCUCAAGGGUAUAAUAGUCAUUUUGACUUUUGGGAAGAGCGGGGUGUAACAUUUCCUCCACCCUUAUAAAAAUUCCGUCCUCGAAAUUUGGUCGGGCUCAUCCUUCCAUACUCCUCAUUCUCGUGCUUCUUUGGCUCAAGAUUUCACUCAUGCCAUAUGAACUUCAAUGGCGUGCCUUUACCUUGUCUUGAAUAGCUUACUAUAGUUCUUAUAUGUACUCUUGACCAUAACAGGUAUUCUCAUCUAGCUCGGUAGCAUCGAAUGGGUUUGAGUGAUUCAUUGCCCUUUUCAAAAUUUUCCAACUUGGGCCCACAGUGUGAUGGGACCAAAUUUCGGCUCAAUUUAUUUGGUCCAACUGAUUCAGUACUUGCUGUUGAACCUAUAUCAAAGUCGAGGUAUCACAUUUCCUCCCCACAUAUCGAAAUUUCGUCCUCGAAAUUUGUUCACUGUGUUUACCCUAUCCAUCGCUUGUGGUAAUCCUUUUCACUUCGCGGAUUUUUACUUCCUUUAACCUAUACGACAUGCCCUAAAAUCCUUCUCUCCAUUCCCUGCAACUUCAAUAAUGUUGUGGCUUCUUAACCCCUGAAAUUACCUCGGCUGCACCUUGUACACAUAUAGGAACGAUAACUAUCCAUUGUUUGGUAUACGAGACGUUAAUGCUCCUCUUGAACCCUAGGAUUACAUAUGGCGGCUUAUCCUCUAUCCCAUCAGAUGGUAAAAUUCCUUUAACGUAACUCUCGUCCGGAGUUGACCUCAUAUGUCACCUAGGUCCUUGUACCUCCUAACUCUGCAUCUCUUACUUUCUUCCUCAAUGCCUCGUCUUAUCCCCCAACCAUAAACUGAAUGGUCACCGUCUCGUUACUUGCUGCUUAGUGUUGGAACCUCAUACUACUGCUUCUAUUUCCUGUAUGCAUUAGAGGCAUCCUUUGCGUCUUUCUCUAGCUUGCGAUCAACUUUAUGACUUCUUUCCGGAAUCAUGACCUUCCAUUUUGAGUACUUUUUCACUCAUGGCGCAUAACUUAACACUUCCUUAUCACCGUAUAACUUGGAAGUUCUCGUACGAUCUCUUCUAUUGUUCUUUGACCUUGCCUGAAAUUCCUCGUACAGUUUCCCCGUCCAAGGAAUUUUCACCCGAGAGAUCGCCACAUUGCACCCUCAUAGGUGGUAUUGCUUUCACUUUAGGGUAUCCUAGCAGGUUCUAAACUCAUAUCCAUCUUACUUCUUUACUCGUGAAUCCUCUUACCGAUGUUUCUCGCUAGUUCUAUAUGUCCCUCGUCCUUGAUGUAGUCAUCUUGAUGCCCAUAUUCUCUUCUCACUUAUGUACCUUGACCGAUAAGGUUUUCCCUUUGACCGUUCUAGACCACCACACUUCUACUUUAAAGUUGACCAUUGAGCUUCUCCGUUCUUGAUGGGCUUCCUGUCCAACUUAUUCUCCACUGGCAAUCAUCUUAAGGCCCCAUUGUUGACCUUCGUAUUCUUUCGCCGGCUCUUCCUAACUAUCUCUCUCCCUGAAUUUUUCGUUUUAUCAAUUACCACCCUUUUCACCAUAAAUUUCAUUAUAGCCU
This is a messenger RNA of Linum trigynum, 3985 nucleotides long. The record is from the annotation of a GenBank genome assembly. Lineage: Eukaryota; Viridiplantae; Streptophyta; Magnoliopsida; Malpighiales; Linaceae.